AUGACAGAGUAUUCCGUGCUCUUGGUCUCACGAUUGGACCCGUUAAGGUAUCUAUUUGACAGGCCUGUUCUGACUGGUAGGCUCAUGAGAUGGCUGGUAUUGUUGACAGAGUUUGAUAUUCAUUAUGUCACACAGAAGUCAGUAAAAGGAAGCAUUGUUGCAGAUCAUCUAGCUUCUUUGCUGAUAUCCGAUGAUAGAUCGGUUGAUGAUGAUUUCCCUAAUGAGCAGAUCAUUUCAAUGACUAGUAUUACAGGAUGGCGGUUGUACUUUGAUGGUGCCGCCAAUCAGUCGGGGUUUGGCAUUGGUAUCUUGUUGAUAUCACCACAGGGUGAUCAUAUCCCCAGAUCAGUCCGAUUAGCAUUUUCUGAUCAUCACCGAUUGACGAAUAAUAUUGUAGAGUAUGAGGCUUGCAUUAUAGGUUUGGAGACUGCACUUGAUCUUGGCAUUAGACAAUUGGAGAUCCACGGGGAUUCGAACUUGGUUAUAAAGCAGACUCAGGGUAUCUGGAGGACACGGGAUGAGAAGCUGAAACCCUACCAUGCUUACUUGGACCUAUUGAUUGAUAGAUUCGAUGUGUUAAGGUAUAUACAUCUGCCUAGGGCGGAGAAUCAGUUUGCCAAUGCAUUAGCCACCUUGGCUUCUCUGAUUGUGAUCCCUACGGGGGUGAAUGUUAGGCCAUUGCUGAUUGAGACUAGGUCUGCACCAACUUACUAUUGUCUGAUUGGAGAGAUAGAGGAUUAG
Vitis riparia (riverbank grape) is the source of this 741-nucleotide messenger RNA. RefSeq lists its product as uncharacterized. The transcript has a single exon. Lineage: Eukaryota; Viridiplantae; Streptophyta; Magnoliopsida; Vitales; Vitaceae. The coding region runs from base 1 to 741 and encodes 246 amino acids. The record is from RefSeq and is a predicted model, not a curated record. Gene Ontology annotation, molecular function: RNA-DNA hybrid ribonuclease activity; nucleic acid binding.